Oryzias melastigma (Indian medaka) is the source of this 2822-nucleotide messenger RNA. It is a transcript of the gene dcbld2, whose product is annotated as discoidin, CUB and LCCL domain containing 2. Lineage: Eukaryota; Metazoa; Chordata; Actinopteri; Beloniformes; Adrianichthyidae. The transcript is spliced from 15 exons. Bases 279 to 2279 code for a protein of 666 amino acids. The record is from RefSeq and is a predicted model, not a curated record.
GCAGAAGGAUCCACUCAGGUCACUUGGGGGCCCCGGGGGGCGGAGCCUCAGUAGAGGAAGUAUCUGCACAGAUUGGCUGCGUGUGCGUGGAUCAGUUACCUCCUCCAUCGGAGCCACUCGACAACUAAAAUAAAACAUCCUAGCGCGGAGCACGCGGGGGCUUUCUCCCUCGACCUAGCACAGGCUCGCGCUUCCUCAGGUCCGGGUUGGAGCAGUGCCGCCGGUCCAGGAGCGAGCAGCAUGCAUUCCGACUGCAGGCUGCUGCGGGCAGAGCGGUAAUGGUGGGCAGGGGGCCGCCCGGGGCCGGGGCUCUCGCCCUGUCGCUUCUCGUCAUCCUCACCGCGGAAGGCUGCGGAGCUCAGAACGGAGAUGGCUGUGGCCCCAGUGUGCUCGGCCCCAGCAGCGGGACCCUGUCCUCCCGGGGGUAUCCGGGGACAUACCCAAACGACUCUGUGUGCGAGUGGGAGAUCAGCGUGCCCCCCAAGAAGAGGAUCCACUUCCGCUUCGCCUUACUGGACAUAGAGGACAACAACUGCCAGGUCAACUACCUCCGUCUGUACAACGGCAUCGGGUCAAAGAGGAGCGAGAUCGAAAAAUACUGCGGUUUGGGCCUAAAAGUUGAAAAGCUGAUUGAAACCUCAGACCACAAGGCUACUGUCCAGUUCAGGAGUGGAACGCACCACACUGGACGUGGAUUCUACCUGUCCUACUCCACCACCGACCAUCCAGAUCUUAUCACCUGUUUGGACAAAGGCACAGAUUUCUCCGAGGCCGAGUUCAGUAAAUAUUGCCCGGCCGGCUGCUCCACGUCCGCCGAGGAGGUCUCUGGAACCAUUCCUAAAGGUUACCGAGAGACGUCUCCUCUGUGCACGGCAGCCAUCCACGCAGGUGUGGUGUCCAAUGCUGUGGGCGGGAGGAUCACCGUGGUCAGCAGCAAAGGUAUCCCCCGCUACGAUGGCGCCCUGGCGAACAACGUCACAUCCACCGGAGGAACUCUGUCCAACAGCCUCUUCACCUUCAGGACAAACGGCUGCUAUGGAACGCUGGGUCUGGAGUCCGGUGUGGUCGCAAACUCUCAGCUCGCCGCUUCCUCUUCGCUGAACUCUUACAUCACCGGUCAGGACGGCGAAUGGGGGCCAUCAGGGGCUCGGCUGAAGCAGGCGGGGCUGCCCUGGGCGCCUUCGGUCACCGACGACCAGCAGUGGCUGCAGGUGGAUCUGAGGAGGGAGACGAGGAUCACAGGCAUCAUCACCACCGGUUCCACCCUCAGGGAGUACCCGUGGUUUGUGUCGGAGUACCGAGUUCUGUUCAGUAACGAUGGCAGGGAGUGGUCCACCUACACCGAAGCCAAUUCUACUCAGCCCAAGAGUUUCCAAGGUAACGUCAACUACCUGCAUGAGGUGAGGAAUAACUUCAUCCCCCCCAUCGAGGCCCGCUUUGUGAGGAUCAACCCCGUAUCGCGGCACCCCAGCAGAGUGGCGCUGAAGCUAGAGCUGCUGGGCUGCCGGCUUCCUGCAGGGAGGACCAGAACCCCCAUGGGGCCCAGGACGUUCAUGCCGUCAUACCCUCCCUACCAAACAAAGCGGCCGCCUCAAACCACAACCCCUCCAGACAUCAGGAACACCACUAUGCCUUCACAAAACGACGUGUCGUCCGCAGCAGUCCUGGUGUCCGUGCUGGUCGUGGUUCCGACCGUUUUCAUCGUCAUUGCAGUCUGUGCCUGGCACUGCAAGAAUAAGAAGAAGAACUCUGAGGGAACGUACGACCUUCCUCAGUGGGACAGCACAGACUGGUGGAAAAGCAUGAAGCAGCUGUUACCUUCCAAGAUGCUGGAGACAGAGGAGACCAACCGGUACACCGACGACGGUGAUCUGCUCCCGGGGAGGGUCGCUGUUCCGAGGGUUCAUGCUGAACCUGCAGAGUACGCCCAACCCCUGGUGAGCGGCGUCACAACAUUAGGAGCGCGCUCAACCUUUAAACCAGAUGAGGGCCCAGAGCUGUACGACGCCCCCGUCUCAGACGCCUUCCACGCCUACGCUGAGCCGCUGCCCGCCUCCGGAUCCGAAUACGCCACCCCCAUCGUGGUGGACAUGGGCUGCCACCUGUCCUCGAAGGCGUGCGGUUUCAUGGGCCCCUCCUCGCUGCACGCACGGACAGACAGCGAGAGGUCGGAGUACGACACGCCCAAAAAUUCCACUGGACAGGCCACGCCCACUGAGGAGCUGACCUAUCAGGUGCCUCAAGUCAGCGCUCAAAAGGCGGCGGGAGAAGCGUGCUGAAAAAACACUGAGGGGGGGAUUGCUGGAGGCGGAGCCUGCGAGCCCGACCUGGAGUCUUGAAUGAACACUACCUUAGCUUUAGGUUCGUCCGGAGAUGUCUGUAUUGCACACACUUCAGCUGGUGGGUCGGCGCCAUGACAGUCCAAUCACUGAAACCACAGCCAUGAAUGUGCAGCUGAGUCUGAGAAACACCGACUACUGUUUUAAAGACUGUUGUGUGAUUCUAUGAAACUUCUGUGAAACUGUGACAUCAUUCCUCCACUGUUACCGCGCUCUUUUCCCGUCAGCAGAGCCCGGGGCUUUCCGACCACACGGUACGCCGGAGAGCCCCACUCACACCUGUACAGUUCAGGAGAAACGUCCGAGCGCCCAAAGGACUUAUUUAUAUUUAUUUCACAUGCUGCUGAUCCAGAGGGGAUCCUGCACUGUAGCAGAUACGGGGUCCUGUCGAUGUUUCCAAAGACUUUAGACCAAACUUGGCUCUUCCUGUGGUGAAUGUGCCAACACUAAUAAUCCAAUAAAGCAGUCUUAAUGGAAAAGGUA